Lathyrus sativus (Indian pea) is the source of this 1383-nucleotide messenger RNA. The record is from the annotation of a GenBank genome assembly. NCBI's taxonomy places the organism in Eukaryota, Viridiplantae, Streptophyta, Magnoliopsida, Fabales, Fabaceae.
AUGGAUCCCAAACAAACUACUGCCUCCAGUAGUGGUGGUGGUUUCUUUGCUUCUAUUGCUUCAAGUUUGUCCAAUUUAGGCUCUGCCAUGUCCAAAUCUGUUAAUGGUCCUACUGGUAUUGAGAUUGAGGGAUUGGAAGUUGUUAAUCCAGAAGGAGGAACGGAAGAUGCUGAAGAGGAAGCUAAAAAGGGAAGAUGGAAAGAGGAGGAACGGGAUAGUUAUUGGAAAAUGAUGCAAAAGUAUGUUGGCUCUGAUAUCACAUCGAUGGUGACACUUCCAGUUAUCAUUUUUGAGCCAAUGACGAUGAUACAAAAAAUGGCGGAGCUUAUGGAGUACUCUUACCUAUUAGAUAUGGCGGAUGAGACUGAUGAUCCAUACAUGAGACUUGUGUAUGCCUCAUCGUUCUUUAUAUCUGUAUACUAUGCCUAUCAACGAACAUGGAAGCCAUUCAAUCCAAUUCUUGGUGAGACUUAUGAAAUGGCUAACCAUGGUGGCAUGUCAUUUAUAGCAGAGCAGGUCAGUCAUCAUCCUCCAAUGAGUGCCGGACACGCCGAAAAUGAACAUUUCACUUAUGAUGUUACAUCAAAACUGAAAACUAAAUUUCUUGGCAACUCGGUUGAUGUAUAUCCUGUUGGAAGAACACGUGUUACUCUCAAAAGAGAUGGUGUGACCCUUGAUUUGGUGCCUCCACCUACAAAAGUUAGCAACUUGAUUUUUGGACGAACUUGGAUUGAUUCACCAGGGGAGAUGGUCCUGACAAAUCUGACUACAGGGGAUAAAGCCGUGCUGUAUUUUCAACCAUGUGGCUGGUUCGGGGCUGGUCGAUAUGAAGUGGAUGGGUAUGUGUAUAAUGUUACUGAAGAACCUAAGAUUCUAAUAACUGGAAAAUGGAAUGAUUCUUUGAGUUAUCAAGUUUGUGACCCGGAAGGAGAACCACUUCCAGGAACUGAGUUGAAAGAGGUUUGGAAAGUUGCCGAGGUUCCUAAAAAGGACAAAUUCCAAUACACCUAUUUUGCACACAAGCUUAACAGCUUUGACACUGCUCCCAAGAAGUUGUUGGCGUCCGAUUCUCGCCUUCGUCCUGAUAGGUUGGCCCUUGAGAAAGGUGACCUAUCCGUGUCCGGCCAUGAAAAGAGCAGUUUGGAGGAGAGGCAAAGAGCCGAGAAGAGAAACCGAGAGGCGAAGAACCAGAAGUUUGUUCCUAGAUGGUUUGAUCUAACAGAAGAAGUAACACCUACACCUUGGGGUGAAUUGGAAGUUUAUCAAUACAAUGGUAAAUAUUUGGAACAUCGCGCCGCAAUAGAUAGUUCUGAUUACAUUGAGGAGCCUGAAAGUAGACCAGAAUUCAAUCCUUGGCAGUUUGAUAAUUUGGAGGCUGAAUAA